This is a messenger RNA of Bufo bufo (common toad), 2876 nucleotides long. RefSeq names its product HPS1 biogenesis of lysosomal organelles complex 3 subunit 1 (gene HPS1). Bases 180 to 2198 code for a protein of 672 amino acids. Gene Ontology annotation, molecular function: guanyl-nucleotide exchange factor activity. Gene Ontology annotation, cellular component: BLOC-3 complex. Gene Ontology annotation, biological process: vesicle-mediated transport; melanosome assembly. The transcript is spliced from 19 exons. The record is from RefSeq and is a predicted model, not a curated record. NCBI's taxonomy places the organism in Eukaryota, Metazoa, Chordata, Amphibia, Anura, Bufonidae.
CACAUGGGCUGCAUUCACAUGCUUCAGUGCAGGAAGUCUCUGUCCCAGCUGUGUGCAUGGAGUGUCACUUUUCUGUAACAGGCAAAGAAGAAGGAGAGGAGUGAUGGAGAAGAAGGGUCACUGAGGAUCUGCAGUAUCUGAUCCAUCGCUGUAGACCUCGGGGGACGGCGGAUAUUACAAUGAAGUGUAUACUCAUUGUCUCGGAGGGAGCGGAAGUCCUGUUCUGCUGGGCGGACGAAGAGUUCGAGAAGAAUCUACACAGCAGAUACUCUGUAUGUGACGAGCUUCUGCAGUCUCCGAACAUUGGUGACAGCAUCAAUACCCUCUUUGCCCCUCUGAUCAUCUCUUGUGUGACGCUGCUGGAGAAGAUCGGGGACACGUACACCUGCUUCACCGCUGAGAAUGGCCACCUCUGUGUGCUGCACAUGUUUGGAGAAUGUCUUUUCAUUGCUGUCAAUGGGGACAGAGAAGAAAACGAGGACGACUUGAGGAGGAAGAUUUUCGUCUUGAAGAGACUCACUGAAGUUCACUUUGGUUUGGUCACUUUGGACAGUCAACUAAUCAAAAAAGAACUGCGACCGCCAGAUUCGGAUCAGCGGAACCUCGUGUGGAAGACGUUCCAGAGUCUGCUCCUAACGUACGGCCGCCUGCAGCACGAAGACCAGAGCUUCGCAGUAGAGGCAGUAGAGCGUCUGAUACACCCCAAGCUUUGCGAGCAGUGCAUAGAGUUCCUGGAGAAGCAGAUCGUGCAGUACAUUAACGGCAGCAAUGAGCGAGGCGGCGAGGAGGUCCUGCAUGCCUUCGUCCUGGUCAACACCAAACUUCUGGCACUUUUCUCCAGCCGGAACGCCAGCUCCCUGAGGCCCGCAGAUCUCCUGUCCUUGAUUCUCAUCGUCCAGGACCUGUACCCGGGCAUCAAUCUACUGCAGGAGCAGAGCAUCCCGGGCACCGAAGACAAUGCGGCCUCAGAAGAGUAUUUUACCCCCGACCCGUCCCCCAGCACAAGCAGCUUAGAAGGUGGCGGCAGCUCGAGGGAUGACGAUUCAUCGCUGUCUAGUUUUGGGGACAUUGAGAUUCAGAUUGCUGAAGACAGUUUGAGGACUAUGGUCGGCCCUGCACCAGAAUCUACCAACACGCGGCGGGUAUUUCUGGAUGCCAACCUGAGAGAGGGGUACUGCCCCAUGAUGCCUCAUUCCAUGUACUGCUUGCCUCUGUGGCAUGGCAUGUCCUUGGUCCUUUUGACAAAGUUCUCUGGAAGCCACAUCGCUCUGUCCCUGUACCAGCUGCUGGAUGGGUUCAGUGUGAUGGAGAAGAAGCUCCAGGAGGGGCAAGACAUUCAUCAAGUUGUGCGGUCAAAUCCCAUCAUGGCUGAGCUCAAGCAAAGAACAGAUCGCUUUGUUAAGAGCCUUGGUGGUCGGGAAGUUCAGUUACAGAACAUUUGGCUUGAACUCAAGAACAAAGCAUUCUCCAGAAAUGAGACCGCCAGUCUGGCAGAACUCCUUCAAGUGUGCGGAAAUCUAAAGCGUCAGCUCUGCUGCAUAUACCGUCAGCUAUUUCUAGCCUCCCCGAUAAGGGGAACACAUGCCUUGUCUCUAAAUAUACAGACCCGGGUCAGGACACGAGUUCAAGAGAAACUGAUGGACUGGAAGGAAUUUCUGCUGGUGAAGAGCAAGAGAAACAUUACCAUGGUGACUUACUUGGAAGAAUUUCCUGGCUUGGUGCAUUUUAUUUAUGUGGAUCGCACAGUAGGACAAAUGGUGGCUCCUUCCAUAACCAUUGAAGAUAAAUCCACUACGGAGCUUGGAAACAGCGUAUUGGCGAAUUUCAUAAAAAACAAGGUUUGGUUCCUGAUCGGGAUGUCUCGCCGCUAUCUUCAGAAGGGCUACACCACACUCACAUUUCGAGAUGGCGAUUAUUAUUGUUGCUAUUUCCUGUGGUUUGAGAACGAAGCCGGGGAUAAACUGGAAGCCAUUGAUGUACCGGUGCUUGGAGACGACUCUGCUCCGAUAGGAAUGCUAGCAGGAGAAUAUUAUAGGAAAUUACUUCGAUAUUACAUUAACCAUCACCAGACGGAGGUGGUGAAGUGCUAUGAGCUGCUGACCCUGCACCUGGGCAUUAUCCCGCCGGAGUUCAUCAUCCAGCAGUGCCGGGACCUGGCUCGUAAGCUGUGGGAGCCUUCGCGUAUACCACUCCUGUGAAUCCGCAGCCGGGGAGGGACCGCCUCACCGGCCAUCGUCCUGACUCCAUCCCCUGCACGCGUCCACUCUGUACCGCACUGACGCGUCCACUCUGUACCGCACUGACGCGUCCACUCUGUACCGCACUGACGCGUCCACUCUGUACCGCACUGACGCGUCCACUCUGUACCGCACUGACGCGUCCACUCUGUACCGCACUGACGCGUCCACUCUGUACCGCACUGACGCGUCCACUCUGUACCGCACUGACGCGUCCACUCUGUACCGCACUGACGCGUCCUCUGUGUACCGCACUGACGCGUCCUCUGUGUACCGCACUGACGCGUCCACUCUGUACCGCACUGACGCGUCCACUCUGUACCGCACUGACGCGUCCACUCUGUACCGCACUGACGCGUCCACUCUGUACCGCACUGACGCGUCCACUCUGUACCGCACUGACGCGUCCACUCUGUACCGCACUGACGCGUCCACUCUGUACCGCACUGACACGUCCACUCUGUACCGCACUGACGCGUCCACUCUGUACCGCACUGACGCGUCCACUCUGUACCGCACUGACGCGUCAUAGCUCUUAGGAGAAAGCAGAGAAAAUAAGCCCAAAGAAAGCUGGUCGGCCAGGGCAGAGAUGCAGAGAUUGGUGUUUAAUUGGUGCAGUUAAAGGGUUUGUGUGAGGUU